AUUUGAUAAACGGGGCGGUGUUCGAUGAGGAUCACGAUGACAUGGUGAUCGUAAAAGACAUUGAAAUAUUUUCAUUGUGCGAGCACCACUUGGUCCCUUUCACUGGCAAAGCGCACAUUGGUUACAUUCCCAACAAAAAAGUCCUUGGUCUCAGUAAGAUUGCGCGAAUCGUUGAGAUGUUCAGCAGGCGCUUACAAGUGCAGGAACGUUUGACAAAACAAAUAGCAGCAGCGCUGACAAAAGCAAUCCAGCCAUUCGGCGUCGGCGUUGUCAUCGAAGCAAGUCACAUGUGCAUGGUGAUGCGAGGUGUCCAGAAAAUUAAUGCUAUAACGACGACAAGCUGCAUGAUGGGCGUUUUCCGAGAAGAUGCCAAGACACGGGAUGAAUUUCUAAAUUUAAUUAAGAGAUAACG
Messenger RNA from Gongylonema pulchrum, 412 nucleotides. The record is from the annotation of a GenBank genome assembly. Lineage: Eukaryota; Metazoa; Nematoda; Chromadorea; Rhabditida; Gongylonematidae.